UUAACCGGAAGUGUUUAUUAUCCGGUGUCUCAAUUAAUUUUUACUUCCGGUAGCGUCCAAGUAAACAACAUGGCACUAAGAUUAACAACAAAAGUUUUUCAACCUAUGAGGAUUCUUGGAGUUCGAGCCAUGUCGGGAGAUAUGGGCAGUGGUGCAGGAAAGGGUGGAGGCAGUGGUGGCUCAAUCCGUGAUGCUGGCGGCUCGUUCGGCAAGAUGGAGGCUGCGCACGAGGAGCAAUAUUUCCGAAAAUUGAGAGAUGAACAGCUGAAAGCUUUCAAGAAAAACGUUGACGAACAGAAAGACUUUCAUGAAGAUGAAAUCAGAAAACAUCAGGAGGCGAUAGCUCGACAUAAGAAACAGCUUACAAAGUUAGAUGAAGUGGAUGGUUCAGACUCCAACUAGAUUCCAGAACACCUCGUUGACUUUUGCUCUCAAGUGCUAAACAGUUUUAGGUUGACGGUUUAAAGAUUAAUAUUGUUUUGUACAUCAGGAUAUGUUUCUGAAAAAGAUGGUUAUGACCUCAUUGUAUAAUGUGUGAUGUUAGAGUCAUUUGUGGGUACAGCUAUUACUGUAAUACAAUAGUUCCCUCGAUGAGAAAGAUUGUUAGGAUUAUCUUUUUAGGAUAAAUACAACUUAAAUAAGAAAUAAUACAAGUUUUGAGUAAUACAAUUGAAAGCUUUUUUUUAAUUAUUUGAAAAAUGAUUCUGAUGAUUUCUUCAUGUGUCAGGAGGCAUUAAGUAUGUGUGCUGUAUUUGGUUUGAGUUUUUCUUUGAAAUUGAUUAUUAUUAUUUUUCAUUGAGAGAAUAUGUUGUAGAAUAAAUUAUGAACUUUCUAAAAUAA
Mya arenaria is the source of this 840-nucleotide messenger RNA. RefSeq names its product ATPase inhibitor mai-2, mitochondrial-like. Lineage: Eukaryota; Metazoa; Mollusca; Bivalvia; Myida; Myidae. Gene Ontology annotation, biological process: negative regulation of ATP-dependent activity. Gene Ontology annotation, molecular function: ATPase inhibitor activity. The transcript has 5 exons. The record is from RefSeq and is a predicted model, not a curated record. Gene Ontology annotation, cellular component: mitochondrion. The coding region runs from base 70 to 402 and encodes 110 amino acids.